AACUAAUACAACAAAAUGGUCAUGAAACUUUUCACUUACCCAGAAAACAACCGUGCUUUCAAAAGCUUAAUCGCCGCUAAAUACGCCGGUGUUGAAAUUGAAGUCCCAGCCUUCAACUUCCAAACUGACAGAGACACUGAAUGGUUCAAAGCUCUUGCUCCAUUAAAGAAAGUCCCAGUCUUAUCAACUGAACAAGGUCCAAUCUUUGAAUCAAACGCCAUGGCCAGAUACGUUGCUCGUUUAGGUGGUAACUUAUAUGGUACUGAUGCCUACACCGCUGGUGUCAAUGACCAAUGGAUCGACUAUGCCUCAAACGAAAUCGACCCAAUUAACUACGGUUGGACUUAUUCAAUCCUCGGUUACACUGAUUUCAACUCAAAAGAAACCCAAAAAGCCAAAGAAAACAUGAAAAAAGUUCUCGGUUUCUUAAAUGAACAAUUAUUAAACAAAUCAUUCUUAACUGGUGCUCGUGUUCAAUUAGCUGAUGUCAUCGUCUUCUGUUCAUUAAUCAACUUCUACAAAAUGGUUUUAGACCCAGCUUUCCGUCAACCAUUCGGUAAUGUUAACAGAUGGUUCAUCACCAUGUUAAACCAACCAAACGUUAAAUCCGUCGUUGGUACUGUUGCCCUCUGUGAAAAAAUGAUGGCCUACGUUCCACCAAAGAAAGAAGAAAAACCAAAAGCUGAAAAACCAAAAGCUGAAGAAAAACCAAAAGCCUCAGAAGAAGAAGAAGUUGAAAAACCAAAAAAGAAAAACCCAUUAGAUGAAUUACCAGCUUCAACUUUCUCAUUAGAUGAAUUCAAACGUACUUAUUCAAACAAUGAAGUCUCCAUGUCAAUUCCAUGGUUCCACCAAAACUUUGACGCCAACGGUUUCUCAGUCUACUACUGUGAAUACAAAUACAACGACGAAUUAGGUCCACUCUUCAUGACCUGCAAUUUAAUCGGUGGUUUCUUCCAACGUUUAGAUUCAUUACACAAAUAUGGUUUCGCCAGCAUGAUCGUCUUCGGUAAAGACUUAGGUGGUGGUAAAAUCGAAAACCAAUCAGUUUCUGGUAUCUGGGUCUUCCGUGGUAACGAAAUCCCAUUCGAAAUGAAAGAUUGUGAUGAUUCAUUAGUCUAUGAAUGGAAAAAAUUAGAUGUUGUUGCUGACAAACAAUUAAUCGACAACUACUUAGCCUGGGAAGGUUUCACUGACAAAAACUUCUUACAAGGUAAAUUAUACAAAUAAACAAUUUAUCUUUUAAUUUUAAAAAUUUAAAUUUUU
Molecule: messenger RNA, 1266 nt
Organism: Dictyostelium purpureum
Lineage: Eukaryota; Evosea; Eumycetozoa; Dictyosteliales; Dictyosteliaceae
Exons: 3
Coding region: 16-1230 (404 amino acids)
Biological process (GO): translational elongation
Cellular component (GO): cytoplasm; nucleus
Molecular function (GO): translation elongation factor activity
Source: RefSeq, a predicted model, not a curated record